AUGGUGAUGGCGUUGAAGGGUUGGCUAAGGUGCUGGGCUGGCCGCGAGUGUGUUGGGGGGGUUGCGCGACGCAGCGCUGGUGGUGAGGGUGGAGCCCGGCGGUUUUCUCCCCCCGGGAGCAUGCUUGUGAGGUCGUGGGCUGGUGGGCUCACUGGGCUGGCUCGACGGCAUUAUGCGCUGCGCGCCUCUGGAAGGUGGAGAGGCGUACCUGGGUCGCCCUUUCCUUGCCCGCCUUGGUCAUCGGCCGCUCCUGCCUGCGCUCUCCGGGCUGCGCUCGCACCUGCCGCCUCGCCUCUCUCCUCGCAGCGCAGCAAGUGCAAGCACGCACUUGGCCACUGCCCUGCCCUCCUCCCUGCCUGCCCGUUCCCUGCUACCACUACUUACCUCUCGCCUCGGCGCAUUCGUCGUUUUGGGCCUAGACCGCCCCUCGCUCUCGCAAACCUUGACCAGCCACAGCCCUCACCUCGCUUGCAGCCCACCACGAGGCCGGCCCCCGGAGACACAGACGCCCAGUUUGCCCACCUCGUCGAGUAUAACUCGCCCGCGCCUGUCUCAACGGCCCUCCUGCCUUGUGCUGCAAAGCUUCCACGCUUCACCUGCUACUCGCCGUCGCCGGCUCCGCUGUCAAUUGGACCCGUGGACCCCGAAAUCCUACUAUGCUGCUGCUGCUGUCAACCACAUCAAGCCCAUCCCUCCUUCCCUAUUCUCUACCAUGCCGGCUCCCGCCAAGCCGCAACUCUAGGCCGCUGGCUCCCGCAGCCAGCCAUCGGCUUUGCAUCUGGCGAACGUCCGCCCUGGCCUACUGUCCUUGUCCAAUCUCUCGCCUACUGUCCGUCGCUGCUGCCCACACCGCCACUCUCUUUUGUGCUUAUCGACCACACGAUAGGAGCCCGUCCAAUACCCUGA
Pyrenophora tritici-repentis Pt-1C-BFP is the source of this 906-nucleotide messenger RNA. The record is from RefSeq and is a predicted model, not a curated record. NCBI's taxonomy places the organism in Eukaryota, Fungi, Ascomycota, Dothideomycetes, Pleosporales, Pleosporaceae.